Phymastichus coffea is the source of this 561-nucleotide messenger RNA. RefSeq names its product cilia- and flagella-associated protein 251-like. The transcript has a single exon. Bases 1 to 561 code for a protein of 186 amino acids. Lineage: Eukaryota; Metazoa; Arthropoda; Insecta; Hymenoptera; Eulophidae. The record is from RefSeq and is a predicted model, not a curated record.
AUGCCUCCGAAAACAGACGCAGAUCUAGAAAAGAAAAUGCUCAAUGCGAUCAAAGAACUCGGAACAAAGUUUGAUGAAAAAAUGACACGAAUGGAAGAGAACAUACAACAGAAGUUUGAAAAACAUGUAAAAAAUAUUAAAGAUGAGUUAGAAAGACAGUGGAAAGCAAAAGAAGAAGAGUGUGAGCAAGAAAGGCAGAACUGGAAAAACGAGAGAGAAAACUUGCUAGACAGAGUGAUGAAACUUGAGUGGGACAGGGAAAAGGGUGAGAGAGAAAAAAGAAAACUAAAUAUUGUUAUAAAGGGAGAAGAGUUUACAGAAGAAAACAUAAAAGAAAAAGUCGAGGAAUAUUUAAAGGACAGUAUUAACACAGAUGUAAAAGUGGAAAAAACAUUUACAAUAAAUAACAACAAUAGGGAAAAGAGAUACAAAAUGACUAUAGCCAAGCUAGAAAACUGGCAGAUGAAAAAGCAAGUUAUGAUGAACAAAGCUAACCUCAAAAGAGGAAUUUAUAUUGAUGAUGACUUGAAGAGAAAGAGAGAGAAAUACAGCGACAUUUGA